UUAUUACCCACCAAAAAAGCGCCGUAGAAUAAUCAAAGGUAUGUUAUAACAAUUUUAAGCGCCUAUCUUUUGUGCUGAACACAAUGCUAAUCUUCACUUUCCAGCUCAGGAUGUGCCGAGUAUGACAUGGAAAGAACAAUCAGAGGCAUUCAAAAGCGGUUUAAAUGAACCUCCCAUAAUAAUCGACAAUGGAGUCUAUUCUCUAGACGAAUCAGAAUUUAAAAAGUUUGUGACUUCGGGUACUUUCGUCGAUAAAUCUCUUUUUAUAAUGGAAUUCAUGAUCUUUGGACAACGGGCCAAUCUGGUUACUCGCCCUCGUCGGUUCAGAAAAUCAACCAAUCUUUCGAUGCUUGAAACUUUCCUUUCAACGGAUUAUCCUCCAUUAAAUUAUAUACCAGAUUUAAAAACAUCGUUGUUUGGGAAAUUAAAAGUUGCUAAAUUCGAAUGGUUUGCGAAGUUGAACUACAAACAGUGGCCCGUAAUUCACAUUAGCUUCAAGGAUCUUGGAAGUGAAUCCUGGGAACUAAUGCUGGGCAAAAUAAAGGAAAGAAUUUCAGAUCUAUACGGAAAACAUCAAUACCUUAUUGACAUUCUUCCAGAGUAUAAUAAAAAAGAUUUUGUGGCAGUACUCGAUAGAGAAACAACAGGGGUGGCACUUUGGUCAAAUGCUCUUUCUUGUUUAGCACGUUAUCUUAACGAGUGCUUUGGCAAGAGUUCCGUUAUUCUAAUCGACGAAUACGACUGGCCUAUGGAAAAUUCAAGAGGAUUUUAUGAUAAAUCUGACGAUUUUUUUAGAACAAUGUACUCAAGUAUAGCUAAGGAAAAUAGGAACGUGGAUAAGAUCCUGUUUGUUGGGACUUUCCCACUAAGACAAUCAAGCUUUCUUUCCGGAUUAAACAAUGUAGUGGCCUAUCCAAUGCAUGAAAGACCAAACCAUUCUGGCCGUGCUAUUUUUUCUGAUACAUUUGGAUUCACCGAAGAGGAAAUUAAGCAUUUGCUAGAAAAAAAACAUCAAAAUAAAAAACUUAAAGAGCUACGCCUUUACUAUAAUGGAUACCGAACGAGCACUGGAGUUCACAUUUAUAACCCACAUUCAGUAAUAUCGUGUCUAGAGAAAAAUGAAAUUGAUAAUUAUUGGAUCAAUAGCGGUUCUGCAACCACAUUUGUAGAAAUCCUAAAAAAGUGCGAGUCAGGAGUCAAAGAUCGGCUCCAUAAUAUAAUCUAUUCCCAUUUCUUCUGUCAGGAUCAAGAUGUGAUUGAGUCUGUAGGCCAAGAUGAGUCUGUAGUAAGUCUAGAUGUGGUUUUAGUGCCAUAUCUCCGAUACAAUGACCUUACGAAGCCAGAGAUAAACUCAUUAUGUACUUUAUUAUACUAUAGUGGUUACUUGACUAUGGUUCCAGGAUCUUAUAUUAUAGAGGUAGCAUGCCAAUGGAUUUUGUGGAUUUUUGAGGUUAUCGGUAUGGAAUAUACGAAGACAAAUGAAAUAUACGAAUCAUUGUUUAAAAAAGAUAUUGUUACAUUUUGUAACAAAUUUCCAUUGCUCUAUAUGGAGUUAAUGUCUUGUUUUGAUAUUGCUGGUCUCAAAAAAGGUAAAUUACAUGAAACCUGGUACCAUAUAUUUGUUCUCGGAACACUCGCUAUGUAUCAUGGCGUUGAAUACCGGGUUGAAUCUAAUCGCGAAGCUGGGGAUGGCCGUCCAGAUGUCCGAAUCAUUCCAAUUAACCAAAAUAAAACCGAUAGCAUAACGUAUGAAUUUAAGCGUACUGAAAAUGAAGACUCCGAUAUAAUGAAACAUGCCACCAAAGUAGCACUAGAUCAAAUUUUUGACAAGUGUUACCGGAUGAGUCUUCCAAAUCAUGUUAAGGAAAUAGUUGAAGUUGGCAUAGCCUUCUGUGAUAAAGUAGCUUUUGUCUCAGCCCGUUGCCUAAAACGUAAGAAAGAAAUAAUUACAAAGAAUGAAGAUUGGGAAGUUGUUAGUGAAUGGGAAACUGGAAAGGUGGAAUAAUGAAAAAGUAGGAACCAUUAUCACAUUGCAUUACUGCGUCUGUCAAAUUAGUCGUUUACAUACUAAUUUUUAUAUAGUUUAUUGCAAAUUGUGCACUUCAUUAAUUAAUUAUAGUAAAGUUGUAAAUUAGCAUUUAUUGAAAAUUGUAACAAUCAAAUAAAAAUUAGCAGAG
Messenger RNA from Rhizophagus irregularis DAOM 181602=DAOM 197198, 2177 nucleotides. Lineage: Eukaryota; Fungi; Glomeromycota; Glomeromycetes; Glomerales; Glomeraceae. The record is from RefSeq and is a predicted model, not a curated record.